AAACUAUUGAUUUUCAUUAUUCAUUACAAAUUGAAGGUUUGAGGUUAUGUUUGAAUUUUGGUGAUUAAAUGACAAGUUCAUUUUUAAUCGAGUUGUAAAUUUGUGUUGUUUAUUUGUUUAAAAAAAUUACUAUUUUAAGCAUGAAGCGAGAAAUUUGCAUAUUUUCAACACUUUUUCCAUGUUUAUUUUUUAUAGGAUUUGUACAGAGUUCUGAGUCAGAUUAUGACGGACCAAUGAGCAUAACACUAUAUCACGCCUUGAAUGUGGACAGCGAGCCACAUUGGGAGUCUAGAGGGCAUAUGACUGUGCAGAACGUGGCUUCAGGAUAUGUCACUUCACAUCAGUCUCCUCUUGACGUCGAAUCAUCGCGGAGACUCAAGGUUUUGUCUGAUAAAGACAGUUUCUACAGGUUGAAGGCGGUGGUCAAGACAUCUCAAGGAAGAGAAGUGAACUUUCUGACAUUCGUGAAAGCGUGUGCCCUGGUGGAGUCGCAGUUGAAGGAUUACCUGACAGUGUCAGUGGACCACGAAGGGUCGGUUGUGGGCGUGAGCCAGUCGACUGCUCUCACUUCGUGUGCAUCGGCCAACACCGAAAAGUUACCCUCCAGCUUCCUAACAACCGUUGAAUUCAAACCCAUCGAACAAGGACCUGUACCUGAUACUGCAUCCUACAUUCAGAAGUUGGAAAGAGAACGGGAAGCUAGAGAAAGAGGCGAAACCAAAGAUAACAGAUCGUUCCUGGCUAAAUAUUGGAUGUACAUCGUUCCAAUAGUCCUGUUUGUGGUUCUGUCUGGCGCAUCAAAUCCUGAAGGGGCUGGACCAGCACGUUGAAAUUUUUUAC
This is a messenger RNA of Nilaparvata lugens (brown planthopper), 840 nucleotides long. It is a transcript of the gene EMC10, whose product is annotated as ER membrane protein complex subunit 10. The transcript is spliced from 6 exons. The record is from RefSeq and is a predicted model, not a curated record. The coding region runs from base 141 to 830 and encodes 229 amino acids. NCBI's taxonomy places the organism in Eukaryota, Metazoa, Arthropoda, Insecta, Hemiptera, Delphacidae. Gene Ontology annotation, cellular component: EMC complex.